AAAUAAAAAUACAGAAAAACAAUAACAAAAACAAAAAUUCACAUUAGCUGAUCGUAGAUACGAGUGUAUAAAUGAGCUAAAAUUUUUACUAUAUAUAAACACUAAACAUAUUAAGGUCUUUGUGUAUCACAAAACACUCAGUCGUUAAUUGACUCUUGAUCAUUUAACUCUGCGCAAAGACAGUGUAUUCUUGGAAAAAAGUGUAGUGAAAGUGUUUUUUUUUUUUUGAUAACUUUAAAGGAUCUUUAAUGAAUCCUGUAGAACUUUUAACAACUUAAUUUUUAUAUUAAUGUUUGUGCAAGCCACAAGUGCUUUUCUAUUAACAAUUUCGAUGUCGAAUAAUUCACCAAUAUUACGUUUACCAGACCUGAUAUAAACAGGCAAAUAAUUCUAACAAAAAAAAAUUUAGUUAAUUUCAAAUCAAAUUAACAAAACAAAAAAUUACAAAACAGCAGAAACGUAAAGUUGCCUACACAAAAUAAUAACAAAUCUAUUUUGUGUUUAUAUUAUAAUAAUAAUAAUAAUAAAAAUAAAGAAGAAAAAAACAAGCACAUAGACAAAUUUAAAAACAAUUGCAUUGAAAAUAAAACGCAAAAAUACUUGAAUUUUGAGUUUAUAUUAUAUUAAAAUAAGAAAAACCAAAAGAAAAAAACAGAUAGCAUUUGUAACAAGACAAUUAAAGAGAACUUGUGCAGCUUAACAAUUGAAUACAGCCAACGAGAUAAUUGGAUAUUGGGGCUUUGGCCAUUGUAUGGAGCUAUCUAAACAACCAUUGAGUUUUGGAGACGAGCCGGACCUGUUCAUAAGAGCACAGGGCCGGAAUAGUCUGCAUUUUAUAAGCGGCAUUGCAGCUGCUAAUACAGCUGCUACGACAACAACAACUUCUGUUCACUCAAUUAACGCGUCAACGGGCAAAAUUAAUCUAGACAUCUCUAUCAAUGAUUGCGAAACCGGCUAUGUGCCAACGGUUGGCCGUUGGGGCGCUGAAUGGCCAAGUUGACUCGCCGAAGCUGGUGUACAACAUGGCGCCACCGCCGGCGCCAACUAUGGUUUAUCGGCGGGAUCGGUACGGGUUGGAUUGACUACAGCCACCGAUUCUGAACAAGAUAAACCCAAACAUUGCAUUGGUGCCGCAUCAUUACAAUGCGGCAACGGUCAAAUUCAACAAAUUGACACAACCGAUGACGAUGAUGAUGAUGACGAUGAUGACGACGACUACGAUGAAGAUGACGAUGAAGAAUCGGCUUUCGGACUUGCCAAGGCUAGCCAAGAACAGCAUGCCCAGCCAACUAUCACUGAAACUGAUAGGUUGUGCAAUUUGGCCGUCGCCAAGCAGGUUAGCAAUUUGACAUCAAGUCCAUCAUCGGAACGAUGCAUUAGCGUCAACAAGUUGUUGGAAGAGCAACAUCGCAGAUGCUGGGGUAGACUUUUUAAGGGUAACGCUAAUGCUGCUGAGCAUGGUUUACGCUUGUGGCAGGGUGAUGGCUAUAAUAUGACAGCCUUCAAUCAAACCAAUGGCAAUUGGCCGUUGGGUCAUCCCUUGCCUUUGCCGGACUGGGCCAGCCAUAACGAUGAGGACAACCAAAAAGGCAUUUUACAUUUGGAUUCGGUGUGGCAAUUUGAAGAUCUUAGCGCCAUCAUUGAAACCAAAUUACAGCGCAUGCUAGAGGAGACCCACUAUGAUACAGUUCAUUUGUUUGUGGACUUUUUUGAGGCCUUCAAACGCACUCGUCGCUCCGACUUGAAAUCGUUCUAUCAAUUCUACGAUAUACCCAUUAAUCGCCGACAUCACAUGUGUGUUUCCCUGGCCAUGGAGAUAAUGGCACGUAUUGUGCAAAUCUUUCCCAUUUUGGAGCAGUAUUUGUAUAUAGUGUCUUGCGAAGAGCAGGUGGUAUCGUUGCAGGAUUACAUAGAGACCAGCGAAGAGGUGGGUGGUCUCAAUUCGCCCUUGGCUAAUGUGGAAAAGGAACAUGCUAUGGUUGCUAUGAAAUUGAAUAUUGCAGGACGUAAUGGUGUGAUAAUAUUGGAUCCGGGCUAUCAUGUGGCCCGCUGUGUUACCAUUAUGGAGGAUCAAAUGUAUCCACAUACGGGAUGGUUUACCCAAUCCAAGGAACAGCAUUUGCAGCGUGACUAUUGCUAUGUCUAUAGCAAGCAUAGCCAUAAAUAUGUGGAAUGGAAAGAGCGCGAAAUAAGAGGCGAUCAAUCUACUUACAAGUCUUCAUUGGUGUAUGUGGAACAGCCUUAUGUAACCGCCAUUGAUGUUACCGUUAGACGUAAUUUGGUAUACAACUUUAGAUCGUUAUUGUCACGUGAUGCCAAGGGUCGUGUGUUGGCGGGCAUCUAUUUGCCAGUCUUGCAAAACUCCAAUGAAUCCCAUUUUACCUUGUUCUAUGAGGGCAGCAAUAUGGAGCAAAGGGUCAAGGUUAAAUUUAUGUUUAACAUAUUCAAAAAUCCCAAUAAGUUACCCGAUAAUGUACAGCAACAUUUGGAGAAAUUGUCACCACAGCUGAAUAUGCCUUUGAAAGAGCUCACCAAAUUAUUAUCAUCUCUGGCUGAGGCCGUAAUGGAUCAAGAUUUCAUUACCCAGGUAUUGGCCAUUAACGAUGACAUUGGCAAUAUGUCAGCAGAGAAUUGACAAUCAACCGAUGGUAAAUCCUCCAAACCUUUAACAGCAAAACAGCAAACAUCUAACCAAACCCCAGAGCGCGAUGCUAAAAAUGAAAAUGUCCCUCAAGGGACCCAACAGUAAACAAUUUUAUUAAAAAAUAUAUUCAAUAAAUAAUAACAGCUUAAAGAAAAAAAAAGUUUAAACUCACUUAAAUAACUUAAACUUAAUAUAAUCAAAUAUUAGAAAUUUCAUUUUAAAUUACUUUAUAAUUUCAAUUUAUAGUUUUGUUUAAAGCAAAUAAAAAAAAAUUUAAAAAAAAUACACAACAUAUAUAUCAAAAUACAUAGAAAUUAACUGCAGUAACACCCGUAAUCUAUGAAAUAAUUAAAUACAAUUUCUCUAUAUAUUAAACAAAACGAUAUAUACACAUUUUAUUUCCAAAGAGAAUGAAGGAAAAAAAUAAGUUUUUUCUAGUAGCAAAACACCAGGAAACUCUUCAAGUUUUCUUUAAUUUUUCUCCCCAUAACAAUUUAAAUCCAAAUAUUAUAUUAACUCUAUUACACAAAAUGUUUUAUUAUUAUUAUUAAAUAAUUAUUUAACUUAAUAUUUUGUCUGAAAGUUAUUAUGUUUAAUACAUAAAAAAAAGAAAACAAAAAUUGUUUUAAAGAGCAUGAAUUUUGGAAUGUCUUAGUUAAGUUUUUGAUUUAACUAAGUUAGAGUUAAAUUUUAAUUCGAUUUUGUGAAAAAAAACAUUGUAUUUGGUAUAUUUAAAAUUUCAUUGCGUUAAAUUUAAUUAAUUAAUUUGUAGAAAUUUAAAAUUAAACUGAUAUAUAAAUAAAAAUAAAUAAAUAAAAACAAAACAUAAAGAA
Calliphora vicina (urban bluebottle blowfly) is the source of this 3477-nucleotide messenger RNA. RefSeq lists its product as uncharacterized. Lineage: Eukaryota; Metazoa; Arthropoda; Insecta; Diptera; Calliphoridae. The transcript is spliced from 4 exons. The record is from RefSeq and is a predicted model, not a curated record.